This is a messenger RNA of Myxocyprinus asiaticus (Chinese sucker), 1034 nucleotides long. RefSeq names its product hes family bHLH transcription factor 2, tandem duplicate 2 (gene hes2.2). Lineage: Eukaryota; Metazoa; Chordata; Actinopteri; Cypriniformes; Catostomidae. Gene Ontology annotation, biological process: regulation of transcription by RNA polymerase II; anterior/posterior pattern specification; regulation of neurogenesis. The record is from RefSeq and is a predicted model, not a curated record. Gene Ontology annotation, molecular function: protein dimerization activity; DNA-binding transcription factor activity, RNA polymerase II-specific; RNA polymerase II cis-regulatory region sequence-specific DNA binding. The transcript is spliced from 3 exons. The coding region runs from base 12 to 602 and encodes 196 amino acids. Gene Ontology annotation, cellular component: nucleus.
ACAACCUCAAAAUGACUCCCAACGCCACUGCUGUAUCUGCCCUGUCUUGUGCGCCCCGCACGGUGGCCAUGAGAAAAGAGGCAAACGAACUGAGAAAAACCUUGAAGCCUUUACUGGAAAAGAGACGACGAGCGCGCAUCAACGAGAGCCUCAACCGAUUGAAAGCGCUUAUUCUUCCUCUGACAGAUAGCUGCCGUUAUUCUAAACUGGAAAAAGCAGAUAUUUUGGAGAUGACCGUUAGGUUCCUGACUGAUAUUCAAUCCAGCCCAUCUAAAGACAGUACGUUUAGUUUUGAAGAGGGGUACAAAACCUGCCUGCAGCGCGUUUCAGCGCUCCUGCCUCAAACCAACCUGGGCGCAGAAACACGUCAGCGCGUCAACGAGUUCAUCCAGCGCUCGACGGUGCCCGCUGCACCAGCCUGCCAGAACUGCUGUGCGCAGAGCCCCAGAAUGAUGUCGAUGUCCCAAAUACAACAAAAACUUCUGAACUUGAAAUCAAGCAGCUCAAGAAUCGUAAAUUCCGAACAAAGGAACGCUGCGAUUGUCAGUCGACCUCAGUCCGCGCCACUCAUCACCGAUGCCAAUGUCUGGAGACCUUGGUAGAUCUACCAUACAAAUGACUAAUGAUCCAAUAAUGCAAGCAUCUAAGAAUUGUACAUAGCCUAUUUGCGACUGAAGAUGUAGUCUUCAGCAUCUUGUGUAAAGUUUCCUUGGUGAAACGUUACGAUUCAUCAAGUCAUGUUUGUGUUAAGUAUUGUAUACUUGGUUUAUCAAAUCAUGCGUCCAUGAGUGGAGGAACGGACCCGUUUAAAUCGUUUUGUUUUCGUAAAGAAUCAUGCGCGUAACCUGUACAUAACGUGCUUAGAUUUACUCCUCGCUGUGGGGUUAAAUCGUCGGUGGCUCUUGAAAACGCCUAAGUAAAACCCCAAGGGUUGUUUAUUGUAAGACAUUUGCACUUCAGACUUCAGUAUACUGGGUUGGUGCAGAUCAUUUCAAUGUAAGCACACUGUGUUGUCAAGUAAAGUAUCUUUUUUG